AUGCAAGCACAUCAAGCCCGCAUGGAGUUUAUGAGGCUCAUAUGUAUAUUUCCACUACAUCUGCUGCGAACUGACUCAGAGAUUGGAGAAGUCAUCAGCUUGGGAAUUUGUGUAGUGGACGACGACUUGACUCUAUAUCUGAGAUUACAAGUGGUACGGACCCGGCCCUCCGGUGACUGGUUGGAAACAUAUGCAAGAUGCGUCGCAGAACAUCAUGCACGCAUGAACUCUUGGUGGGAACGGAAGCGGAUUGCAUUCCCAAUUAUCUUCAUGCAGCCGAACAAGCUACGUAAUAGUCCCCAAACUUCUGCAAAAGACCAUUUCGUUUCUAGGAUCGUGGAGAUUCAAUGUACCGAAUAUCAUCCGAAGGUAUCAAUGUUUCAAAAUGCUAACUAUUCAAUCGAAUUGCGGGUGAAUUUUGACUCGAACAAGCAUCUGGUCAAACCAACGAAACAACAGACUGGCAGUCUGUCUCGACAACGGAAUCAUUAUCAUUCCCACCGUCGUCGGGAUAUUGACCGCGAGGCUUCUCUUUUUGGAAGAGUUAGUAGUGAGACUUUGUUCGUAGAAUUCAAAGUAUACCCAAAUGUUUUCCCUGUUUGGCAGGUAUUGGAAAGCCUGGCCUUACUUGUGCCUGCUGCCUUGGAGCUGGAAGGCGGCUUUACAUUGGGGUUUCUGAGGUUCGAAUCGGAAUUACGAAUCAACUUCGAAGAUUCCUAUUGGAGUGAUUGA
Molecule: messenger RNA, 732 nt
Organism: Sclerotinia sclerotiorum 1980 UF-70
Lineage: Eukaryota; Fungi; Ascomycota; Leotiomycetes; Helotiales; Sclerotiniaceae
Exons: 6
Coding region: 1-732 (243 amino acids)
Source: RefSeq, a predicted model, not a curated record